AUGACUCGGCACGCUACAGAAACUGUAGUCGGUGAAAGUUGGCGACAGGGUCAAGAUGACCCAACGAUCGAGAGUCGGGAGAUCAGUAGUGAUUCCGACGGAGCAAUCCAAAUAUCACAUCUGAACUUGGUUGAUCUUGCUGGCUCGGAAAGAGCAUCACAAACCGGAGCAACAGGAGAUAGAUUCAAGGAAGGAAAACACAUAAAUCUUUCUCUGUCGACACUCGGUCUAGUCAUAAAGCAACUAAGUGAGACUCAGGACAAAGAAAAACCCAAUUUCGUAAAUUUUCGGGACAGUAAAUUGACAAGGAUUCUCCAGGUUUCCCUCGGUGGAAAUUCGUUAACUGCUAUCAUUUGCACAGUGACACCAGCGACUUUCGAAGAAACCUACUGCACGCUAUCGUUCGCGUCAAGAGCGAAGAGCAUAAAAAAUAAACCUAAACUCAAUGAAGACUUGAGUGAAGAAGCUCUCCUGAAAAGAUACAGGAAACAAAUCGUCCAGCUUACGAAAGAACUUGAGGUAUAA
This is a messenger RNA of Belonocnema kinseyi, 525 nucleotides long. Its product is annotated as centromere-associated protein E-like. Lineage: Eukaryota; Metazoa; Arthropoda; Insecta; Hymenoptera; Cynipidae. The coding region runs from base 1 to 525 and encodes 174 amino acids. The transcript has 3 exons. Gene Ontology annotation, biological process: mitotic cell cycle; microtubule-based movement. Gene Ontology annotation, cellular component: microtubule. The record is from RefSeq and is a predicted model, not a curated record. Gene Ontology annotation, molecular function: ATP binding; microtubule binding; plus-end-directed microtubule motor activity.